Messenger RNA from Gracilinanus agilis (Agile Gracile Mouse Opossum), 441 nucleotides. RefSeq names its product phospholipase A2 group X (gene PLA2G10). The transcript has 4 exons. Gene Ontology annotation, molecular function: phospholipid binding; calcium ion binding. Lineage: Eukaryota; Metazoa; Chordata; Mammalia; Didelphimorphia; Didelphidae. The record is from RefSeq and is a predicted model, not a curated record. The annotation marks the transcript as partial. Gene Ontology annotation, biological process: lipid catabolic process; phospholipid metabolic process; arachidonate secretion.
AUGGAGUCCAUCCCCCUGCUGCUGCUCCUGCUCUUCGCCAUGGUUUCAGGAAAAUCUCUUGUGCAUAGGAGAGGACUCUUGGACCUGGCCUCAGUAAUCAAUUGUCCUGGAAAAAUCCCAGCACUGGCUUUUAUUCACUAUGGCUGCUACUGUGGCUGGGGAGGAAGUGGUCAGCCCCGGGACCAAAUUGAUUGGUGCUGCCAAAAGCAUGACUGCUGUUAUAACAGGGCUGAUAAAGCUGGCUGUAGCCCCAAGUGGCAACGUUAUGAUUGGAACUGUACAGCCAACAGGGUGGAAUGUGCAUCAUCAGAGAACAAGUGCCAAGAAAUAACGUGCAAAUGUGACCAGGAACUUAGUAACUGCUUGGCCGCUGCUGGAAAAUAUAAUAAGAAUUACGUUCUUCACCAAGACUGUGGAACAGAGUCCCCCAAGUGUGAAUGA